GACGUCGAAGUGAAAGGACAUAAACAAACCAUCAUCGCUAGAGAACUUUAAUCUAGGGCUAUGAUUCAUGACGGGGCUUCACAGCAUGCAGGUAUCAUAACAUAUUUCUGUGGUUUACAGGCGAACGGGAUCUAAAACUUGUCUGAUUCAUCUACAUGUAAAAAAAGCCAGUUACAAACACUCUGGAAUUUCUUUUCUAAGGACAAUACUCUGAGUGUAUGCGGUGAUUGGCGGAUGAAUACCGAUGAAUACCGUCCGAAAUCCUUCAACGUUUUCUCCUGAAAAUCAUUCCUCGACUGCUGAGAGAGGAACCGACUUCCGUCAUCAGCAUCCCAUCAUGGAUUGUCAAGGACCAAGCUUUGAACAGGAUAUACUGGAUACUAUAAGUGAAUUACCAGAGCAUUGUGAGAACACGGGAAGUGUUGUCAUUAAGACUGAUCAUGAAGAGGAUACUCCACCUUUAAAUCUACACGAAAGUGAGGAUACCGAAAGUGACAGUUUGGGAACCAAGUCGGUUUCAACAUCUCAGCAGAACUGCUGUGAAAUGCCAUUACCCAAGUGCAAUGAGGAGGAAUCCAACUCAACAAAAUCUAUCCCAGCAACUACUCUUCAGUCAUUAUCAUCUUCAUCAUCACCAUCCCCUUGUCACCAUCUUAAAUCUGAACAGGAGGAUGCUCUUUCAGCCGACGAAGGGAUCCAAACUUCUCCACCCUUCGAGAGGGAUGACCCAUGGGACCAUCACGACGAUCUUGACGGGGAAACACCUACCACGACGAGGCGGAGACGCUACUCGAUGUCCUCGGCCAUGGUGCAUAGACCGAGACGUCUUGCCGAUGGUGAUGGGGAAGAAGACGUUAUUUUACGGUCACCGAAUAAGUCAUGGCUCGCCGAUGAAUUAAAGUCUAGGAGAUCGAGAUAUCGUCCGAAAAGUUGUUCCCUGCCCCAUGUGGAGUGGUUGAAGCAGAGGACCGAGACAGCUCUGGACCGCAGUGCCGAGAUGCAGCGCCGUACGGCAGAACUCCUACGGAGCGCCAAGGCCGUGCGAGAGCAAGACGUGUGAUGUGGUCAAGACAACCAGUCAUCAGCCACUGGGUCGCCAAACACAAUUAAUAGCAACCGUAUAAACUUCAAAAUAGUAAAAAUGAAGAAGAAAAAACGAUAACAACUUCGACACCAAAAUAGUAUUCUGGUUAAGACUUUCAAUUGCAGUCUUUUCAUUUUAAAACAAAGUCUUUGUCGGAAUUUAAAUGGCCGUACUUUUGAGUUAGUGUCAAUUUCAACCAUUGGAGAAAGUGUUCAUUUAGUUGGCCCUCUACCUUUAUUUUACAUAUAAAAAGUUCAGUUUAUAUUUCCAUUUUUUGGGGGCCAUUCAAAGCUAUACUUGCUGUCAGUUUCACUCGUUCGAUUUCAUAAUUUUUCGUCACUCUUGUCUGUAUGAAACUUCUGAAGUGUCUGAAGUGUCCAAAAAUAUAAUUUAUUCGCAUGAUCAUAAAGACGGAGGCUAUAAAUAAAUAGUUAUGGACAACUUAAUUUUUUUGAAAAAUAUUUCAACCAUUGAUGCAAACUAUUAAUCUUUAGGCCUGCCCACAAGUCCAACCUCCAUUGCCGAAGUCUGUGCUUCGAAAUAAAACGAUUGAUCGAUUGACAGGGCACUCACAUCUCAGUGUUCACCCGAUUUUAGAAAACGGAUAAAGCAAUAUUGAGAUAAUUGUGUAAAUUUGUAAUAACAUUUUACCUGUAAAUAAAUCAAGUGCACAAUAUUAAAACUUUAU
Asterias rubens (European starfish) is the source of this 1772-nucleotide messenger RNA. RefSeq lists its product as uncharacterized. The coding region runs from base 245 to 1060 and encodes 271 amino acids. The record is from RefSeq and is a predicted model, not a curated record. The transcript has 2 exons. Lineage: Eukaryota; Metazoa; Echinodermata; Asteroidea; Forcipulatida; Asteriidae.